Haemorhous mexicanus (house finch) is the source of this 2761-nucleotide messenger RNA. RefSeq names its product 2-oxoglutarate and iron dependent oxygenase domain containing 3 (gene OGFOD3). The coding region runs from base 52 to 1113 and encodes 353 amino acids. NCBI's taxonomy places the organism in Eukaryota, Metazoa, Chordata, Aves, Passeriformes, Fringillidae. The record is from RefSeq and is a predicted model, not a curated record. The transcript has 9 exons. Gene Ontology annotation, molecular function: L-ascorbic acid binding; oxidoreductase activity, acting on paired donors, with incorporation or reduction of molecular oxygen; iron ion binding. Gene Ontology annotation, cellular component: membrane.
CAGGCCAAGGUGAGGCGCGCCGAGCGCAUCGCUCGAGGCGGAGGAGGCGCGAUGGCUCCGCAGCGGCGGGCGCUGCCCCGCGGCCCCGACAGCGCCGGGCCGGGGCCGGUCCGCGGGGCCCGCCGGCACAGCAGCGCCAGGAAGGGCAGACUGCAGCAGGAUCCCCGGGGAAGGUGGCUGAAGGCGGCGUUCCUCCUCCUCCUCUCCGCCGCGGCAGGCGGCGGCCUCGUGGUCUGGAGCCGCCUCCGCAGCCAGGAAGGGGUCCCCGAGGGUGCAAUCCCCGGAGAUGGGGUCCCCGAGGGUGCGGUCCCCGGAGAUGGGGUCCCCGAGGGUGCAAUCCCCGCAGAGGGGGUCACCGAGGUGCUGGCCCAUCGCAGCGACACCCUGCAGGACAAGUUCGUGGAGGUGCCCUGCUCGGCGGACUACGAGAGCCACAAGCGCUUUGCAGGUUGCACUCCUAGGAAGUGUGGAAGAGGUGUGACAGAUGCUGUAAUCACAAGAGAAGAAGCUGAAAGAAUUCGUAGAAUAGCAGAGAGGGGACUGUCCUUGGGAGGAUCUGAUGGAGGGGCAUCAAUUCUGGACUUGCACUCUGGAGCUCUUUCCCUGGGGAAGCAUUUUGUUAAUCUGUACAGGUACUUUGGGGACAAAAUUCAAGACAUCUUCACAGAAGAGGAUUUUGCCUUAUACCGGGAUGUGAGGCAGAGGAUUCUGCAGAGGAUUGCUCAGGUGUUUGGGAUCAGCUCCUCUGCCAUGUACCUGACCAAGCCAACAUUCUUCUCCAGGAUGAACAGCACAGCAGCCAAGACAACACAUGAUGAGUACUGGCACCCACACGUGGACAAGGUGACUUAUGGCUCUUUUGACUACACUUCUCUGCUCUAUCUCUCUGACUACUCCAAAGACUUCGGGGGUGGACGCUUCGUGUUCAUGGAUGCAGAUUCCAACAAGACAGUGGAGCCCCGAGCAGGCCGGGUGUCGUUUUUCACCUCGGGCUCAGAGAACCUGCACCGGGUGGAGAGGGUGCGCUGGGGCACUCGCUUUGCCAUCACCAUCUCCUUCAGCUGCGACCCCCAGCACGGCAUCGGGGACCCCAGGGUCACAGGGCACCUGUGACUGCCCUGCCACAGCAGCUCUGCAGGGACAAAGCAGCUCUUGGAACCUCACCUGCAACCAGAACUGCCCGGCUGUGGGUCACACUGUCACACGCUUUGUUUUCACUGCUCCUUUUCCAUCAGCAUCACAAAUGGUGGCUUAAGGAGCAUCCUGAAUUUGAUGCAUUCUGAAAAUGGUUUGACUUCACAUGUCAAAGAGACAGGCUGCAAAGAACAGAGGAUGGGCUCCACAAAGAAGAGAGGAUGGCCUCCACAAAGAAGAGAGGAUGGCCUCCACAAAGAAGAGAAAGUGGGCUCUUCAUUUUUAAAUUUUUUAAAAAAGUUUUUCAGUUUGAAAGAUACAAGCAGUCUUUUGGGCCAUGGCUUGAUGUGACUCCCCAGGCUGCUGUUACCUGUCCAGUUCUUUAUUCUCUUCAUUACCAAUGUGGUGUAGAAAGUCUGACCUCAGUGAAUUGAGCCUAAGUGAACUGAGACCUGAGUUAAUUGAAUGUUACUCUCUAGGACACACCUUCUCUUGAGAGGGAUGGAUUCUCCUGAGUGUGGGAUAGUGGGGAAUACACCUGGGCCUUGAACUUACUUUAAAAUUUAAUUACUACUGAUUCAUAAUUCAGGAAGUCUCUCAGUAGCUAUUUUUUUAUUUCUCUUUUCCAGUUUAGUGUGAAGACUUUUUCUGUUAAUGAGGACCCUGAAUAUUAAAUUGCAGGGACUUCCAAGAGGAGCUGUGUGCAAACACAUGCAUAAUCCUGCCAAAUACUUUGGGGUUUUUUACUGUAAUCAAAGAUUUUUGUGGGUCUGGAGGUUGAUAAAUAUAAUGGUAGAAAAACCUAAUUUUUUUUCCUCAAUCAAAAUCUGAAAUAACCACAUUGAUCUGGUUUAUUACCUGGGUGUAUAAUUUCUGGAUGUAUAAUUUCUUUGGAAAACUGAAAAUCUGGAAAUGUGCUUUGAUUUUUUUUAAAAUUUUAUGCAUACAGUUUGGACUUUAUAAUGUACCUUUUAUGGAAAUAAUAACUACUGGGGAGAAUUACAGUGAAGAUCAAUAUAAAGAGGAAUAAGAGGACACUUGGACUUGUGAGGGCUCUCAUUGGGCACACCAGCAAGAUUAGUCCUCUGUAAUUUCAUUUCUUUGUUCUGAAACUUGAAAAAGUCUUCCUUGUCUGUUCUAACAAGGGAGAAUUGUUAAAUUGGCUGGAUGCAAGGAAAUAUUAAAGUCACUUGGGUUUCAUAUUGUAAUACUUGUCUUUAAGCCUGUUUUUCCCAAGGAAUUUGCAUUACACCAUAUUUUAAGUCUGUGUGAAGGCAGACCAAGAUCACCAGCAGCUUUAGUGGAUUGAGCUUGAUGCAAAUGUAGAUUGAAAUGAGAUUUAAAUGUAGGGCUUUCCCCCCAGAUACCUGAUAAGAAUCUGAGCAUGAAUGUGUCUGCUGGUUACUCCUGUCAUGCCAGCUGUGAGUGGCACUUCUGGAGCUGCCCUCUGUCAAAUCCUGCUCAACAGGAUCAUCUCAGCCCAGGGGGAAAUCUCAGCUCAUCUCCUCUUGGAUUUUCAUCUUGCUGAAGAUUCUGUGUCCUGUAAUAACUGCAGCCCAUGGUGCAUCUCCUGCUGGGAACUGAUGGAUGCUCAGAAAUAAAAUCAAGCUGGUUUUUGUCUUUUGGA